Molecule: messenger RNA, 4002 nt
Organism: Myxocyprinus asiaticus (Chinese sucker)
Lineage: Eukaryota; Metazoa; Chordata; Actinopteri; Cypriniformes; Catostomidae
Product: epithelial splicing regulatory protein 2-like
Exons: 17
Coding region: 179-2305 (708 amino acids)
Biological process (GO): regulation of RNA splicing
Cellular component (GO): ribonucleoprotein complex; nucleoplasm
Molecular function (GO): mRNA binding
Source: RefSeq, a predicted model, not a curated record
AACCAAGAAAAAAAAAGAAAGAAAAAAAGAAGAUACAGCGAGUAAAGCCUUCAGGGCUUGUUGUGGGGUUAGCGUGAGACGAACCAGGACUUUUUUCUGCCUUCUUUACCAGUCAAACCAGUAACUCAGGAUAGAGAACACACAAGUACAGCAACAGUUUUUACCCUUGUGGUCCCUGAUGGCUUCGCACAGUGAUACUCUGGUGGUGUUCUUUGGGGCAACAGCUGGUGCAAAUGGGGGUAAACUGGGGUCGGAUGAAAGGGAAUUAAUUCUCUUGGUGUGGCAAAUUGUGGAUCUACAUGAGAAGAAGGUGGGCAAGCUUCAGCGGCGUCUAGUCAAGCCGGACAGUGUGGAUCUUACAGACCAGUGUAAGGAGGAGACCGGGCUCACGGCGGAGGAACUGUGUAAGGCCGAGCCGCUGGAGAGCGUCCUGCAGCAGUUUUAUCAAUCAGUGUCAACUGAACUGAAGUCUUUGGGCAGAAGCUCCUACACGCUGUGUGUGGACGGACCACUGCUUAUCCGACAGGUGCUGCACCCCGAGGCCUCCAAAAAGAAUCUGGUCUUGCUUGAGUGUUUCUACUCAUUCGUGGACUUGAAGAAAGAGUUUCACAAAUGCUGCCCCAACGCAGGCCCUGUCAAAGAUGUCACUCUGCCCUCCAUGCUGGACUAUGUGUGUAUUCCAGCAGUCGUGGAUAAGGAGGCAGGACUGAGUGAGGUGAAGACAAUGGUUUUGCUAAUGCUGCACCUCCUUGCUGAACCUUAUAAUCACAAAUUCUCCACUUUUGAGACUGUAAACUACAAAUUUGAAUCUGGAGCAUGCAGUAAGACAGAAGCUGUGGACAGUGAGACCGUCAUCAGAGCUCGUGGGCUGCCGUGGCAGUCGUCUGAUCAGGACAUCGCUCGCUUCUUCAAGGGCCUCAACAUUGCCAAAGGCGGUGUUGCGCUGUGUCUAAAUGCUCAGGGCCGGAGAAAUGGGGAGGCUCUGGUGCGCUUCAUAAACUCUGAGCACAGAGACAUGGCACUGGAUAGACAUAAACACCACAUGGGCAGCAGAUACAUAGAGGUAUAUAAAGCCACAGGGGAGGAAUUUCUCAAGAUUGCUGGAGGCACAUCCAAUGAGGUAGCUCAGUUUCUUUCAAAGGAAAACCAGGUGAUUAUCCGAAUGCGGGGUCUUCCAUUCACUGCUACUCCUCAGGAUGUCCUGGGGUUCCUAGGCCCAGAGAGCCCUGUGACGGAUGGGACGGAAGGGCUUCUGUUUGUGAAGUACCCUGAUGGACGUCCAACAGGUGAUGCUUUUGUUCUCUUUGCCUGUGAGGAAUAUGCCCAGAACGCCCUAAAGAAGCACAAACAAAUCCUGGGCAAGAGAUAUAUCGAGCUGUUCCGCAGCACUGCAGCUGAAGUCCAACAGGUGUUGAAUCGUUACAUGUCCACUCCACUGAUCUCCACUCUGCCGCCUCCACCCCCUCCGAUGGUCUCUGUGCCGGUUCUAGCCAGCCCACCCUUCAUUACUACUGGCAGCAUGCGAGACUGCAUCAGGCUGAGAGGUCUGCCAUACACCGCUGCCAUCGAGGACAUUCUGGAGUUUAUGGGCGAACACACUAUUGAUAUCAAACCACAUGGAGUGCACAUGGUCCUGAACCAGCAGGGUCGUCCCUCCGGUGAUGCCUUUAUUCAGAUGAAGUCAGCUGACCGUGCGUUUAUGGUGGCUCAAAAGUGCCAUAAGAAGAUGAUGAAGGAUCGUUAUGUGGAGGUGUUCCAGUGCUCCACUGAGGAGAUGAGCUUCGUGCUGAUGGGGGGAACUCUUAACCGCAGCGGCCUGUCGCCGCCUCCCUGCAAACUGCCCUGUCUCUCUCCACCAACCUACGCGGCAUAUCCGGCAGCUGGAACGAUGCUUCCCUCUGAAGCAGCGUUGUUUCAGCCCCCUCUGCUGGCCACUCCAAGAACUCCACAGCCCCCAACACACAGCCCUUUAGCCUACUACUCUCCACCACCACAGCUUUACAUGAACAUGAACUACACUGCCUACUACCCCAGUCCUCCAGUCUCGCCCUCCACUAUGAGUUAUUUUGCGGCCCCACCGGGUUCAGUAGCAGCUGCUCUGGCGGCCCAGACAGCCCCUAACAUCCUGCCUCCUCAGCCUGGAGCAUUGGUGCGAAUGCAGGGCCUGCCGUACAACACCGGGGUCAAAGACGUCCUUAGCUUCUUUCAGGGAUAUCAGUACGCUCCUGAAGACUACAGCAGCUUGGUUGGAGUGAGUGAUCAGGGCCGGACUCUCUUUCAGCCUAAAGAGUGGCUGUGUCUGUAAGGGGAGCUCCUGCAGCUCCAGGCGGACUCUGUGCUCAUGCUGUAUAAUUGGAGUGGUCAGCGUAGUGGGGAGGCUCUGGUGACCUUCCCAAGUGAGAAGGCAGCAAGACGGGCCGUGGCUGAAUGCUCUAACCUUCCCCUCUCCGGCCACCCCAUCCGCCUGGUCUGCUGCGAGUGACCAAACACGGACCGCCACACCCACCGAGGGAGGACCGCACUUCACCCGUCUCACCCCUUUCUCCCUCAUUACCUGUCUUAUGGCUUUUCGGACAGUUUUCCCUCUACUCUUGAUGCAAGGUAGUAGUUUAGGAGGGGACCUGACACAGAAACACUAUGUAUAUGUUUAUGUAUAUGUUAAACCCAUAACAGCAAAGUAACAGUGCCUUGCUGCUUGUGUAAAUGCGAGUAUUUGUGAGAAAGAGCAAUGGCAUGCAUGUGAAAUUCCGUUCCUUUGUGUGUCUUUUGAUCAAGAACUCUUUAUUCUAUUUCAGACUUUAUAGGAAACUUGUAACAUUGAAAGCCUUCAGUUUAUGCAACAAAAACUUCAGCAGAAAUUGUUCAUUUUGGUGCAACACCACUACAUUUAUCUUGCAUAUUGAUAUCAUUCCUGAAACACCAUCCCAUGUAGUCCAGUAAACUAAUGUUAUGCCAUAGUCUUCACCUUGCACUAGGGACACUGCAAAAAAGUAUUUUUGUCUUGUUUUCCUGUGAAAUGCAUUCUUAAACAUUCUUAAAACAUGAUUUAUUUACUUGUCAAGCAAAAUGGAAUAAGAUAUUAAUCUUGUUUAAUACAUCUGACAAAAUUUAGUGAAAUCUGCCAAUGGGGUAAGCAAAAUAAACUUGUUUCCCCUUUGAAUUAAGUUUCUUUUUCUUACCUGUUUGGCAAAUCAUUUUUUCUUGUUUUAAGCAUAUAUCAUACUAAAUUUGAUUUCUCUGGAAACAAGACUUCAAAAUCGUAUGCCAGUUUGCUUGUCAAGUAAAUAAAUCACGUUUUAAGAAUGUUUAGAUAUUUUUAUUGGAAAACAAGACAAAAAUACUUGUCUUGAAAAUCAUUUUUUGCAGUGGAACCAAAAGGUAAUGCAAUGCUGUUUUAUUGCCAUUAAGAAAAAAAAAAAAAAAAAAAAAAUAGACUUAUUCAGCUGCAUUUAAAGUGCAGUGGGAUUCCAAGUAAAGACUAAGACUAUUGUGUUGCAUGUAGGAUUAAAAAGGGCAUAAUGGUUUUCCAAGUGAACGUGCACUGUUGGAAAGAAACUGUGUACUCCCUAGAACUGCAUGAACUGAUUUUUAGUUUAAUCCAUUCAAAGGUAAGGGAACAUUUUUUUUAUUUAAGUAAAAUAUAAGUGUGAUCUGCAUGCUUUCAUGCUCGUUCUUUAUCGAUUGAAUUGACAGUCUGGCCACAUUAGAGAUUAUGUGCAGAUUAUGUGCAACUAUGCCAGGGUCUCACCUUGUUUUUUGACUUGCAAGAAAAUGCAGGCUACUUCAGUUCUUUUCUACUGAUAGCAGGCUGCUAGGAUCAUGUGCAGUUUUUUAUUUCAUGACUACAUAUUACCCAGAGUGCAAUACAGGCUAAACAAAAUGGCACACCUCCCUAGUGUAAGAGGGGGCAUUUUUCCUUUCUAAAAUGUAUGAAUUGUGUAUGUAUGUGAAUAUGUGACUCUUAUAUGCAACAAAUAAAUUGAUAUUGCUCUGACAUAACCA